UCCGGUAAACCCUGUUUUGUGGUAUUCUACUAGAAUUCGGCUGGAAGAAACAGGCUGGAACGGAUCCUAUUCCCUAUACAGCUGCAGCUCUCUCGGUAAAGGUUUAUCCAUCAUGCUGGAGUUAACUGGAAGGAGUCACUAUGCCAACACAGCAGAGUAAAUGCCGGGCGUCUUGCCAUCUCUAAUUCUUGGAUAGUGACGUCAGCAUAAAAAGAGGAGCGGAGCCAAGGGAUGGGCUUUAGGCACAAGAACUCACUUACUUUUUGCAUCACUGGGAUCGGUGUAUGGUCAGGCUGCUGAGGCACACGCCACACUCAUUUGGGGGGCUUUUUCCCCUGCCUGAGCAAGAAUACCUUUUGCCCCUCAUACCAUUUUCCUUGGUAAAUUGCUCCUUACCCCCUUUACCCUAACCCCCACAGUUUUUCUUUUCUAAUUUUUUAUCUUUUCCUCACUAAUUUGAUUUCCUGCCUGGGUGUGGAAGACUAGAGGCCUGCUAAUGCUGAUGUAAACCAUGUCAAGGCCAAUGGGACUCUUAUGGCUGCCUUUGAUCUUUACUCCGGUGUGUGUCAUGCUGAAUUCUAAUUUCCUUCUCUGGAUAACAGCCCUAGCGAUCAGGUUUACGCUAAUUGAUGGGCAAGCACAAUACCCAGUUGUAACCACGAAUUAUGGCAAAAUCCGUGGUGUAAGAACACCUUUGCCCAAUGAAAUCCUUGGGCCUGUGGAGCAAUACUUGGGAGUCCCUUAUGCUUCUCCUCCAACUGGGGAGAGACGUUUCCAGCCUCCAGAGCCUCCUUCCUCUUGGACCGGCGUACGCAAUGCCACGCAAUUUGCUGCUGUCUGCCCACAGUAUCUGGACGAGAGGUCGCUGCUCAAUGACAUGCUGCCCGUUUGGUUUACUGCCAACUUGGAUACUGUGAUGACGUAUGUGCAAGAUCAAAAUGAAGACUGCCUCUAUUUGAACAUCUAUGUGCCCACUGAGGAUGGAGCCAACACAAAGAAAAACGCAGAUGAUAUAACCAGUAAUGAUCGUGGGGAAGAUGAAGACAUACAUGAUCAGAACAACAAGAAGCCAGUGAUGGUCUAUAUCCAUGGUGGAUCAUACAUGGAAGGUACAGGGAAUAUAGUUGAUGGCAGCAUACUGGCAAGCUACGGAAAUGUCAUUGUUGUGACCAUCAACUACAGGCUAGGGGUUCUAGGUUUUCUGAGCACUGGAGAUCAAGCUGCAAAAGGCAAUUAUGGAUUGCUUGACCAAAUCCAAGCUUUGCGAUGGAUUGAAGAAAAUAUUGGAUCAUUUGGAGGAGACCCAAAAAGGGUUACUAUUUUUGGAUCAGGGGCAGGAGCAUCCUGUGUUAGUCUACUGACACUGUCUCACUAUUCAGAAGGUCUGUUCCAAAAGGCAAUCAUACAAAGUGGAACAGCCCUGUCCAGCUGGGCAGUGAACUACCAGCCUGCCAAGUACACUGCAAUUUUGGCAGAAAAAGUGGGCUGCAACACGUUGGACACUACAGACUUAGUUGAAUGCUUUCGGAAUAAGAACUACAAAGAACUCAUUCAGCAAACUAUCACGCCAGCUACAUACCACAUUGCCUUUGGGCCUGUGAUUGAUGGGGAUGUAAUUCCAGAUGAUCCUCAGAUUCUGAUGGAGCAGGGAGAAUUUCUCAACUAUGACAUAAUGCUAGGUGUAAACCAAGGGGAAGGUUUAAAAUUUGUCGAUGGCAUUGUGGAUAAUGAAGAGGGGGUCUCUCCAAAUGAUUUUGAUUUCUCUGUAUCCAAUUUUGUGGACAAUCUAUAUGGUUAUCCAGAAGGGAAAGAUACCCUGCGAGAGACCAUCAAGUUCAUGUAUACUGACUGGGCAGACAAGGAGAAUCCUGAAACACGAAGAAAGACCUUGGUCGCACUCUUUACGGAUCACCAGUGGGUCGCACCAGCUGUGGCCACGGCUGAUUUGCAUGCCCAGUAUGGCUCCCCAACAUACUUCUAUGCAUUUUAUCACCACUGCCAGAGUGAAAUGAAACCCAGCUGGGCUGACUCGGCACAUGGCGAUGAAGUUCCUUAUGUGUUCGGCAUUCCCAUGAUUGGCCCGACCGAAUUGUUCAACUGCAACUUUUCAAAGAAUGACGUCAUGCUCAGUGCGGUUGUUAUGACGUAUUGGACAAACUUCGCCAAAACUGGGGAUCCAAAUCAGCCUGUUCCCCAGGAUACAAAGUUUAUCCAUACAAAACCCAAUCGUUUUGAAGAAGUGGCCUGGUCUAAAUAUAAUCCAAAAGACCAACUUUAUUUACACAUUGGCUUGAAACCCAGAGUCCGGGAUCACUACCGAGCAACGAAAGUCGCUUUCUGGCUAGAACUUGUACCGCAUUUGCACAACCUAAAUGAGAUAUUCCAGUACGUCUCCACAACAACCAAGGUGCCGCCUCCUGAUAUGACAUCAUUCCCUUACGUCACCCGGCGUUCUCCUGGAAAGUUCACCACCAAACGGCCAUUAAUGACGCCAAGCAACAAUCCGAAACAUUCAAAGGAUACCCAGAAGACAUCACCAGAGGAUACAAGUGUUCUGAUAGAAAACAAGAGAGAUUAUUCCACAGAGCUCAGUGUUACCAUUGCUGUGGGUGCAUCAUUAUUAUUCCUCAACAUCUUAGCAUUUGCAGCUUUGUAUUAUAAGAAGGACAAGCGGCGCCAUGAGACACACAGGCGCCCCAGUCCUCAACGGAACACAACCAAUGAUAUCGCCCAUAUACAGAACGAAGAGAUUAUGUCACUGCAGAUGAAACAGCUGGAGCACGAUCAUGAGUGCGAGUCAUUGCAGGCACAUGAUACCCUGAGACUCACCUGCCCACCUGACUACACCCUCACUCUGAGAAGAUCUCCAGAUGACAUUCCACUCAUGACGCCCAACACCAUAACCAUGAUUCCAAACACAUUAACAGGGAUGCAGCCUUUGCAUACUUUCAACACAUUCAGCGGAGGACAAAACAGUACUAAUUUGCCCCAUGGACAUUCCACCACUAGGGUAUAGCUCUGUCAUUUGCCCCACCCUGUGCCACCCGGAAGAUUAAAAAUAAGAAAAAGAAGAGAAAAA
Elgaria multicarinata webbii is the source of this 3079-nucleotide messenger RNA. RefSeq names its product neuroligin 4 X-linked (gene NLGN4X). The record is from RefSeq and is a predicted model, not a curated record. The coding region runs from base 512 to 3016 and encodes 834 amino acids. NCBI's taxonomy places the organism in Eukaryota, Metazoa, Chordata, Lepidosauria, Squamata, Anguidae. Gene Ontology annotation, biological process: chemical synaptic transmission; presynaptic membrane assembly; synaptic vesicle endocytosis. Gene Ontology annotation, molecular function: signaling receptor activity; neurexin family protein binding. Gene Ontology annotation, cellular component: plasma membrane; postsynaptic specialization membrane; cell surface. The transcript is spliced from 7 exons.